CACACUCCAGCCUGGGUGACAGAGCCAGACCCUCUCAAAAUAAUAGUAAUAAAUAAUAAUAAAGUUAGGAGUGAUCAGGCCCUGAACAGGGAAGUGUUCUGUCCAAGGUCACAGAGCAAAGAGAACCCAGGUGCCCACAACUCAGCCAAGAGUCUUGACCCCUCUGUCGUCAACUGCACACACGCUGCACAUUCUACCAGCUCCUAGGCUUCUCUCCACAUCUGACUUCUCCAGGCCUGGACUGUGGGUAGCUUUUUGGACGGAAAGAAGCAGAAAGCAGCAGGAGCUGCUCUCCGAGGACCACACCUCAAAGAGCAAGAUCCCCAGGUGGGAUCGCUCUGAGGCUUCAGGCAGGGGAGGCUGGCUUGAAAGCCGAUCUCCAAGAGGGCGUGGCUCCAAAAUGCUGGCAAAUAAAGCCUGGAGAGCCAGCAACAGUCUGGAGACCAGCAGGAGGGACAGGAAAACUGCAAGCCGCUCUGUUCCUGGGCCUAGGAAGUGAUGCUCAUGGCGUCCCCUCAAACCCUGGUUCUCUGUCUGCUGGUCCUGGCAGUCACUGAAGCCUGCGGCCAGGAGGCAGUCAUCCCAGGCUGCCACUUGCACCGUGAGUACCUCUGGCAGCAGACAGCUAGGAGGAGUGGAGGUUCUGGGUGGGAGCAUAGAGCUGAUAGAGUGGACAGUGGGGCAAGCAGCACCCUAGAGGGCCCCACACUGAGGCACAGGCAACAGGAGCUGGGGCGAGGCAAACCUUGGCAGAGGCACCGUCUACUGCUUGCCUGUCUCCCUCUAGCCUUCAAUGUGACAGUGCGAAGUGACCGCCAAGGCACCUGCCAGGGCUCCCACAUGGCACAGGCCUGUGUGGGUCACUGUGAGUCCAGCGCCUUCCCUUCUCGGUACUCUGUGCUGGUGGCCAGUGGCUACCGACACAACAUCACCUCCGUCUCUCAGUGCUGCACCAUCAGUGGUCUGAAGAAGGUCAGAGUACAGCUGCAGUGUGUGGGGAGCCGGAGGGAGGAGCUCGAGAUCUUCACUGCCCGGGCCUGCCAGUGUGACAUGUGUCGCCUCUCUCGCUACUAGCCCAUCCUCUCCCCUCCUUCCUCCCCUGGGUCACAGGACUUGACAUUCUGGUGGGGGAAACCUGUGUUCGAGCUUCAAAAACUGGAAGGCGCUCCAACCCUGCUGGUUACUUGCUAUGGAAUUUUUUUAAAUAAGGGAGGGUUGUUCCAGCUUUGACCCUUUGUAAGAUUUCGUGACUGUCACCUGAGAAGAGGGGAGUUUCUGCUUUCUUCCCUGCCUUUGCCUGGCCCUUCUAAACCGAUCUUUAUCAUUUUACUUCCCUCUUUGCCCUUACCCCUAAAUAAAGCAAGCAGUUCUUGA
Molecule: messenger RNA, 1374 nt
Organism: Chlorocebus sabaeus (green monkey)
Lineage: Eukaryota; Metazoa; Chordata; Mammalia; Primates; Cercopithecidae
Gene: GPHA2
Product: glycoprotein hormone subunit alpha 2
Biological process (GO): cell surface receptor signaling pathway
Cellular component (GO): extracellular region
Molecular function (GO): thyrotropin-releasing hormone receptor binding; hormone activity
Source: RefSeq, a predicted model, not a curated record